GACGUGUCCUGGGAAGAAUGAAGCUCCUUAUUCUUUGCGUAAUGAUCCACGGUUUGUCGGCGGAGAGUCCUGGGCAGGUUCUGUCAAUCAAUCGAUGGAAGGAGCAAGUCGUCGCUCCGGAGUUUCUUCUGGACAAUCGCGAAGAUAUCAACCAAAACCCCUUCUCUUACGAGGACAAGCGCAGCUUUCGUCCCGAGAGUCUCGGCGAGCAAGUUAAACGUAUUACCGGCACCGGCGAGGACGUCGGUCUGCAGCCACGUCUCGUAACUACAUCCCUGCAAUGUACCUGCGAAACGCAGUUCGAAAUAAAAGAUCUCGGCGAGGGACAUUAUCCGAGGUAUCUAACGACAUCGCGCUGCAAGCCGAAAGCCUGUCAGAACAAGUUCAAUUCCUGUCGAUUGUUGCACUACAUGGUUUACGUGUUGAGCCAGCGCGAUUUGAGCGGGUUGAGCGAUGAUCCUUACUUGGACGAUAAUACACUUUCGGAAGUUCUACUCCCGGAAGCCCUUCGUCACAAGUGGCAGUUUAAGCGUUGGAACAUCCCGGUCGCGUGUGUGCCAAUGACAGAAUAGACGUGUUCUCCGAUGUGCGGCCGUCUCAAGUUUGUCUCGAAACCGAUCAAGAAAAUAGAAUCUAGCGAUAUCUCUUUGUGUCGAAAUUUCGUUGAAAAUUUCGAUAAAUAUUUGGCAAAUAAAAUACGUAUUGAAUUUUACGUCUCCGCUUGCAACACAUACGGCAACAUGUGAAAUGUAAGACCGAAUAAAUAAUUGGAUUGUG
Pseudomyrmex gracilis is the source of this 777-nucleotide messenger RNA. RefSeq names its product prothoracicotropic hormone-like. The record is from RefSeq and is a predicted model, not a curated record. The transcript is spliced from 4 exons. Bases 18 to 572 code for a protein of 184 amino acids. Lineage: Eukaryota; Metazoa; Arthropoda; Insecta; Hymenoptera; Formicidae. Gene Ontology annotation, molecular function: prothoracicotrophic hormone activity.